Messenger RNA from Hippocampus comes (tiger tail seahorse), 958 nucleotides. RefSeq names its product ornithine decarboxylase antizyme 2a (gene oaz2a). NCBI's taxonomy places the organism in Eukaryota, Metazoa, Chordata, Actinopteri, Syngnathiformes, Syngnathidae. The record is from RefSeq and is a predicted model, not a curated record. Gene Ontology annotation, molecular function: ornithine decarboxylase inhibitor activity. Gene Ontology annotation, cellular component: cytoplasm; nucleus. Gene Ontology annotation, biological process: positive regulation of protein catabolic process.
CUGCUUUCUCUAGUAGUCUGUUGGCGGCUGCCAAGUGAUGUUGUUUCCGUACGUCCCGUUCACAACAACCCCGAAGCACACGGCAACACAUCUUUGGACCUUCGCAUUCGACUCACUGGGAGCCGAAUUUUUAUGCCUAACCCUUUUGCUCCAACUAAAAGACUUUCUUCCCUUUUAAAACAAGAACCGUAAGAGGCUGUCGUCGAAGCUGUCAUGUUGAACGCGGACGAAAGUUCCUGGUUAGCGGGCUCGCGGCUGCCGGGCUCCCUUCCUCCGCCCCCGGGGCCUCAGUGGUGCUCCGAUGCCCCUCACCCACAUCUGAAGAUCCCGGGUGGGCGAGGGACGGUCAGGGAUCACUCUCUCGGCGCGCUGCUACACAAGGGUGACAAGUUGACGGUGAUGCAGUCGACGGACGUGAACGGGAACGCCUCACUGCUGCGCUUCCACUACCAGCUGAGCGAACGCCGCUCGGCCUUCUGGGACACGACCGUGUGGGAAGGCAGCCUCUUCCUGGAGAUGCCGACGGGGCCGCUGGCGGAGGGAAGCAAAGAGGGGCUUACCGCUCUGCUGGAGUUUGCCGAGGAUAAGCUGAAGGUGAACUCUGUCGUCCUUUGGUUCUGCAAAGGCCGAGAGGACCGACUGUCCAUCAUCAAGACCUUCAACUACAUCGGCUUUGAGAUGUUGAAGCCGGGAGACCCCUCGGUUCCGGCCCGGCCCGACUUGGUCUUCAUGCUUUACUCUCUGGACAUCGACAGCAGCUCGGACGAGGAGUGAGCCCACAUUGCCCCCCUCCCCCCCACCCCCUUUCAUCCUCUUGCCUUUGGGAUCGAGACUUUUUUUUUUCUUUCCCUUCCGUCUCUUAAGACUGCGAACCAAGUCGCUUGAAACGAUGCUGUUACAUGCCAGACUUUUCCUACUUGAAAGAGACGACUUUUUAUGUUGUUUUAGAAGACUUUUU